Enhydra lutris kenyoni (northern sea otter) is the source of this 1328-nucleotide messenger RNA. Its product is annotated as cholecystokinin receptor type A. Gene Ontology annotation, biological process: neuropeptide signaling pathway. The coding region runs from base 42 to 1328 and encodes 428 amino acids. The transcript is spliced from 5 exons. Gene Ontology annotation, molecular function: neuropeptide receptor activity; cholecystokinin receptor activity. Gene Ontology annotation, cellular component: membrane. Lineage: Eukaryota; Metazoa; Chordata; Mammalia; Carnivora; Mustelidae. The record is from RefSeq and is a predicted model, not a curated record.
AAUUCACCAGCUCGCCAGCACUUCGAGAACAGCAGGCAAGGAUGGAUGUGGUCGACAGCCUUCUUGUGAAUGGAAGCAACAUCACUCCUCCCUGUGAGCUGGGAAUCGAAAAUGAGACGCUUUUCUGCUUGGAUCAGCCCCAUCCUUCUAAAGAGUGGCAGCCAGCCGUGCAGAUUCUUCUGUACUCCUUGAUAUUCCUGCUCAGUGUCCUGGGGAAUACGCUGGUCAUUACGGUGCUGAUUCGGAACAAGAGGAUGAGAACGGUCACCAACAUCUUUCUGCUCUCACUGGCGGUCAGUGACCUCAUGCUCUGCCUCUUCUGCAUGCCAUUCAACCUCAUCCCCAACCUGCUCAAGGAUUUCAUCUUUGGGAGUGCCGUCUGCAAGACCACCACCUACUUCAUGGGCACCUCUGUGAGUGUAUCCACCUUUAAUCUGGUUGCCAUAUCUCUGGAAAGAUACGGUGCGAUUUGCAAACCCUUACAGUCCCGGGUCUGGCAGACCAAAUCCCAUGCUUUGAAGGUGAUCGCCACGACCUGGUGCCUCUCCUUUACCAUUAUGGCUCCGUACCCAAUUUAUAGCAACCUGGUGCCUUUUACCAAAAAUAACAACCAGACGGCGAAUAUGUGCCGCUUCCUACUGCCAAAUGAUGUCAUGCAGCAGUCCUGGCACACGUUCCUGUUACUCAUCCUCUUUCUUAUUCCUGGAAUCGUGAUGAUGGUGGCAUAUGGAUUGAUCUCUUUGGAACUUUACCAAGGGAUAAAAUUUGAUGCUAUCCAGAAGAAGUCUGCUAGGGACAGGAAGCCGAGCACCGGCAGCAGCGGCAGGUAUGAGGACAGCGAUGGGUGUUACCUGCAGAAGGCCAAGCCCCGCAGGAAGCUGGAGCUCCAGCAGCUGUCCACACCCAGCAGCGGCAGGGUCAACCGCAUCAGGAGCAGCAGCUCCACGGCCAACCUCAUGGCCAAGAAGCGGGUGAUCCGUAUGCUCAUGGUCAUCGUGGUCCUCUUCUUCCUGUGCUGGAUGCCCAUCUUCAGCGCCAACGCCUGGCGGGCCUAUGACACGGCUUCGGCCGAGCGCCGCCUCUCGGGGACCCCCAUUUCCUUCAUCCUCCUGCUGUCCUACACCUCCUCCUGCGUCAACCCCAUCAUCUACUGCUUCAUGAACAAACGGUUCCGCCUCGGCUUCAUGGCCACUUUCCCCUGCUGCCCCAACCCCGGUCCCCCAGGAGUGAGGGGAGAGGUGGGAGAGGAGGAGGAAGGCAGGACCAUGGGGGCCUCUCUGUCCAGGUAUUCCUACAGUCACAUGAGCGCCUCUGCGCCGCCCCCCUGA